GGAGGGACAGUUGUGUUGUAAACUGCGUUGCCUGUGUUGAGGAGAGGCGUGUAGCUGAGCGGCGGCUCUCAGAGCGUUUCUCAGCUUUUCCCGCAGCUUUUCCCCCGCAGAGAUCUACGUCUACAGAAGAGAAGAAUGCUGUAAAAUGGCUCUAGAGCAGUUCAGUGAUGUCGUCCAGAGAUGUCAAGCCGUCCAGGAUGAGAAGUUCUCUCCGGCUGAUUUUGAUCUGUUCCAGACUGCAGGGAAGACCUGUAUCGAGCAGGGCGACAGCGCUCAGGUGCUGAGUAUCAUCGUCGAUGAGAGAAAUAAGGAUAUAGUGAGAUGUAUGGGAUGGAACCUGCUGGAGCCAAUAGUGAAGGUUCUCCUGUCGAAGGAAGACCGGAAUCUUCCUCACUGCCACGCCAUCCUCACACACUUACUACAGACCUGCAGUCCUAAAGAGCUGCUGGUGGGUCUGCUGGAGCAGGUGGAGGAAGCCGACUCCGAUACCAUUCCUGAGGCCAUAAUCCUCCUGCUGAAGCCUCUGCAGACAGUGCUGCUGAAGCUGGGGGUGAGGAAGGCCUCGUCGGUGGGCAUGGCUCUCUCCACGCUGUUGGCGCAGGUGGCACAGCUGCCGGUGCCGCUCAGUAAAGAGCAGGAGGAGGACGACGUGUUCGGACUGUGCCGCUGCUGCACCGAGCUCCUCCUCUUCAUCAGGCCCUUCGUGGAGGAGGUGAAGGAGAACCUCAACAACAACCGAGGCUUCUCCAGAAACGACGAGCUCCGAGGAGAGAUCCUCAAAUUUUGUAUGAAGAGUCUGAGCGAGCCUCUGCUGGAGGUUCAGCUGAAGGACCCGGACGCUCUGGAGAAGUCCCCGCUCCGAGACUUCGCCUCCGAGAUCCUGGUGAUUCUCUCCAGUAUCGGCGAGUCUCUGCCGGAUCUGCUGUGCCACAGCGUGCUGAGGAAGCGGGAGGUUCCCGGCUUUAUGGAGGAGGAAGUUCGGUAUCCUAAAGAAUCUCUGGCCAGUUUGGCUCAUUUACUCUUCGUGAAGCACAUCGCCAUGGAGCGCUUUCCUGCAGUUCUGAGCCCAGUUUUUCUUCUUCAGUGCAACAUGGAGUAUAUUGAGCUGUUGCUGAGCAGAACUGAAGAGUCUCGGGUGCAGAAAGGACUGGAACUGUAUGAGAAGACUCUGGUCAGGGUGGAGGACGGCAGUCUACCUGUGGAUCUCCUGGAUCUGAAAACCUUCUUCAGUGUUCCUCAGAAUUUGGUGAAAGUGAUGACAUUAUGUCCAGUUCAGAAUCUGAGGACUAAAGGACUGUCCGUAUUCCAGCUGAGCAUCGACAAAUUCAACACAGAGGCCAAAUACAAAUUCUUCAGGUGUAUGUUGAGGACUAGUGAGCAUGCGGGAGUGGAGGGGUACAUCAUCAAGAACAUCAAAACCCAGAUCGACUCUGCUCUGAGGCCGGGUUAUGGGAACGAGUGGUUUCUGGGUAAACAUCUCCUGCCGUUACUGCACCAAGUCCUGUGCCUUCCCCAGGGACCAGAAACCGACCUACUGCACAAUCUGGACAGGAUCAUGGAGUCGCUGAACCUGCUGCGGUAUCUGCUGAUCAGAGAUAAGGAGUGGCAGAACGAGACAGGAGUAUGGAGUGAACUCUACAGGAUGGAGGAGAACUUCCUGAAGCCGCUGAGGACCGGUCUGAACAUGUCUAAAGCUCAUUAUGAAGCUGAGCUGAAGAGCGCUAAGGAGAAUAAGAGGAGCAGUGGAACAGAAGCGAAAGCUCCCACCUGUACAGUGACGGUAGGAAACGAGAGCUUACCCAACAUGACUCCAGAGAUGCAGCUCCAGGUGCUGCAGUCGGCCCUCUACACCUUCGACCUGAUGGAGAGCGUGCUGGCGAGGAUCGAGGAGAUCGCGGAGGCGAGAGGGCGGGUUUAAGCCUGGAUUAAGUUUUACCACGUCUGUCAGGAAACCACUGAACCGCAUCCGCCGCUGCUGCCGUCUCCGGUAGAAUCCUCCCGCUGUAAAAACGGAUCACUCUUAGACAUCCCGACAUCACGAUGCACCGACAGCAGGACACUGACCAACCAAUGUGAACAGACCAGCUCCUCCAUCAGCCUCAGAGCGGCGGAGCGGAGGAGCCGGAGGGCUGAGCGAUACGGACACAAUGCUAGUACUGUGAUUAUAUUGCCACAUCUCGUCUCUUCUAAUAUAUUAUAAAUAUAAAGUUACAGAAAUAGGAGAAACUUGAUUAGUGUAUCAGGAAAGGAUGGGAACGUAUGGAAAAUACAUUAAAACCAAAACAGCGUUUCUUUCUUUCAUUUACUGUGUUUCUACUUUUAUUUGAUUGCAAAUUUUUUAAUUUCUUCAUUUAAUUUAUUAAUAUACUGUAAUAUAUACAUCCAUUCCUGCAUUUCAGACCUGAAACACAUUCCAAACUUCAGACAUCAAUAUAUGGUGGAAUAACCCUGUUUUUUUAUAUUUUUUUUCAUGCAUCUUGGCAUCAUGUUCUCCUCCACCAGUCUUACACACUGCUAUU
Molecule: messenger RNA, 2519 nt
Organism: Astyanax mexicanus (Mexican tetra)
Lineage: Eukaryota; Metazoa; Chordata; Actinopteri; Characiformes; Acestrorhamphidae
Gene: glmna
Product: glomulin, FKBP associated protein a
Exons: 19
Coding region: 146-1918 (590 amino acids)
Cellular component (GO): cytoplasm
Molecular function (GO): ubiquitin-protein transferase inhibitor activity
Source: RefSeq, a predicted model, not a curated record